Molecule: messenger RNA, 2824 nt
Organism: Capra hircus (goat)
Lineage: Eukaryota; Metazoa; Chordata; Mammalia; Artiodactyla; Bovidae
Gene: SLC32A1
Product: solute carrier family 32 member 1
Exons: 2
Coding region: 500-2080 (526 amino acids)
Biological process (GO): amino acid transmembrane transport
Cellular component (GO): vacuolar membrane
Molecular function (GO): amino acid transmembrane transporter activity
Source: RefSeq, a predicted model, not a curated record
UCCGUGGGCGCUCUUCUCCGGUCCCCAUCUCGGUUCCGGAGUCCCUUGGUGCCCCCUUUCUCUUCUCCUUGCCCCCUCCUCACGCCUCCUGCCUCCCGGAGUUUCUCCCUCCCCAGCCCCCCUACCCGCAUCACCGCCUGAUUCCGAGGGGCGGGAGCGCUUUGGGCUGCUCGCGGGUGGGGGCGCCGCGCCAGCUUCGCGUAGCGGCUCUGACGCCGCCGUCGCCGCCGCCGCCCUCCGCAGCCCAGCCUCGCGCCCCGCGGCAGCUCCGCAGUGCACUCGCCGCCGCUGCUCCGCCAGCCCCGCUGCCCGCCCGCCGGGUCGGCCUCCAGCGAGCCUCAGACGCCAGCGGAGGAGGUCAUGAGCCAGAGCGCCCCGGGGCGCCGCGGGGAGAGCGAGCGAAGAUAGCGCCCUCGCAGCCCCCUGGCCCUCGCCGCCCGGCCGCGCGUCCUCCGGGUCCCCGGUCCCUGCUGUCCUUUCCUCGGGCCCCGCCGCCGCCAUGGCCACCCUGCUCCGCAGCAAGCUGUCCAAUGUGGCCACAUCCGUGUCCAACAAGUCCCAGGCCAAGGUGAGCGGCAUGUUCGCCAGGAUGGGUUUUCAGGCGGCCACCGACGAGGAGGCGGUGGGCUUCGCGCACUGCGACGACCUCGACUUUGAGCACCGUCAGGGCUUGCAGAUGGACAUCCUGAAAAGUGAAGGCGAGCCCUGCGGGGACGAGGGCGCCGAACCACCCGUCGAGGGAGACAUCCACUACCAGCGCGGCGGUGGCGCGCCCCUGCCGCCCUCGGGCUCCAAGGACCAGGCCCUAGGAGCUGGUGGCGAGUUCGGAGGCCACGACAAGCCUAAGAUCACGGCGUGGGAGGCAGGCUGGAACGUGACCAACGCUAUCCAGGGUAUGUUCGUGCUGGGCCUGCCCUACGCCAUCCUGCACGGCGGCUACCUGGGAUUGUUCCUUAUCAUCUUCGCCGCCGUGGUGUGCUGCUACACCGGCAAGAUCCUCAUCGCCUGCCUGUACGAGGAGAACGAGGACGGCGAGGUGGUGCGCGUGCGGGACUCGUACGUGGCCAUUGCCAACGCCUGCUGCGCCCCGCGCUUCCCCACGCUGGGCGGCCGUGUGGUGAACGUAGCGCAGAUCAUCGAGCUGGUGAUGACUUGCAUCCUGUACGUGGUGGUGAGUGGCAACCUCAUGUACAACAGCUUCCCGGGGCUGCCCGUGUCGCAGAAGUCCUGGUCCAUCAUCGCCACGGCGGUACUGCUGCCUUGCGCCUUCCUUAAGAACCUCAAGGCCGUGUCCAAGUUCAGCCUGCUGUGCACAUUGGCCCACUUCGUCAUCAACAUUCUGGUCAUUGCCUACUGCCUGUCGCGGGCACGCGAUUGGGCCUGGGAGAAGGUCAAGUUUUACAUCGACGUCAAGAAGUUUCCCAUCUCCAUCGGCAUCAUCGUGUUCAGCUACACGUCGCAGAUUUUCCUGCCUUCGCUGGAGGGCAACAUGCAGCAGCCCAGCGAGUUCCACUGCAUGAUGAACUGGACGCACAUCGCCGCCUGCGUGCUCAAAGGCCUCUUCGCGCUCGUCGCCUACCUCACCUGGGCCGAUGAGACCAAGGAGGUCAUCACGGAUAACCUGCCCGGGUCCAUCCGCGCCGUGGUCAACAUCUUCCUGGUGGCCAAGGCGCUGCUGUCCUACCCCUUGCCCUUCUUCGCUGCUGUCGAGGUGCUGGAGAAGUCGCUUUUCCAGGAAGGCAGCCGCGCCUUCUUCCCCGCUUGCUACGGCGGCGACGGGCGCCUCAAGUCGUGGGGGCUGACGCUGCGCUGCGCGCUGGUGGUCUUCACGCUGCUCAUGGCCAUCUACGUGCCGCACUUCGCGCUGCUCAUGGGCCUCACCGGCAGCCUCACGGGCGCCGGCCUCUGCUUCCUGCUGCCCAGCCUCUUCCAUCUGCGCCUGCUCUGGCGCAAGCUGCUGUGGCACCAGGUCUUCUUCGACGUCGCCAUCUUCGUCAUCGGCGGCAUCUGCAGCGUGUCCGGCUUCGUGCACUCUCUGGAGGGCCUCAUUGAGGCCUACCGAACCAACGCGGAGGACUAGGGCGCGCGGGAGCGAGCCGCGGCCGCGCUCCCGCGCUCUCCUGGCUCCCCACCCACCCACCCCACCCCCACCCACCCCGCGCGCCCCGCUGCCGCCGCGCUUGGGAAGCCAAGCCGUCAACAUCUCUGGUUCCUAGUUUCUGAUUCUGCGGGUUGGGGGUGGGAGGGGCUAGGGAUCCACCAUCCAUCGCGUCUGCGUUUCUGUUGUCCUUUCUUUUUCACAAAACACCCUGGUUUCGGGGGAGGCGGGGGGCGCAUCUGCGGGCAAGGUUUUCUGUCCUUCCAGUAGGGGCCCCGACACUUUGGUCCCUGUCACCGAGAGGAGGGGUGGGAAGGGAGGGAGAAGGGGGCGCAGCUCGCUGGCGCGGAAACUUGACCUUGGGGGGGACAUUUCACAGCCAUCAGUGCUCGGAAUCUGCAGCGUCCGGCCAUUUCUAGCAAGAGCGCUUCCCAUUCCGGAGACAUUUCAACCCCGCAGCGGGCAAGGCUGGCCGGGAAAUCCGUUUCGGGUGGGCGAAUUUCCUUCAGCCUAGCGGAGAGGCGAGGAGCCGCGGCGGGGCUGGCUUGCCUGCGGUUUUCAGGAAUCAAAACUCAUCCUGCGCAAUUUAUCAGGUUGUGGAACUGUUUUACUGUGCGUGUGGUGUGCUCGUGGUGAAUAAGGUGAAAUGUAUAUCAGAAAAAAAAUCUAUCUCUAAUUUAGAGCGCGGUGCAUAAUUAUAUCCGCAAAUAAAGAAGAAACAAAGGC